AUGAAGGUUACCAUUAAGGGUAUCGAAAGAGAGCUUAUCUGCCCAGCAUGCAAGGAGUUAUUUACCCACCCACUGAUCCUCCCUUGCCAGCACAAUGUCUGUCACAAAUGUGUGAAAGAAAUACUCUUUGCAUUUGAAGACUCUUUUGCUGAUGGAGGCUCUGAAUCUUCUAAUCAGAGUAGCCCUCGAAUUAAAAUCUGUGCUUCUAGCAUGGACAGAAUUGACAGGAUUAGUAGAUCAGGCAGAAAACGCAAUUCACUGACUCCCAGAUCGAGUCUUUUCCCUUGUCCGGGUUGCCAGCGGGACAUCGAUCUUGGAGAACGUGGCAUCAAUGGCUUAUUCCGCAACUUUACUUUGGAAACCAUUGUGGAAAGGUACAGACAGGCAGCCAGGGCAGCCAUUGCUAUUAUGUGCUAUUUCUGCAAACCUCCACCUCAAGAAUCCACCAAGAGCUGCCUGGACUGCAGAGCAAGCUACUGCAAUGAAUGUUUCAAAAUACACCAUCCUUGGGGAACUGUGAAAGCCCAGCAUGAGUAUGUUGGACCAACCACCAACUUCAGACCCAAGAUUUUGAUGUGUCCAGAGCAUGAAAUGGAGAGGGUAAACAUGUACUGUGAAAUCUGCAGAAGGCCUGUUUGUCAUCUUUGUAAACUGGGUGGAUGUCAUGCAAAUCAUAGAGUAACAACCAUGAGCACUGCCUACAAAACUCUUAAGGAGAAGCUUUCAAAAGAUAUUGAGUACCUCAUCAGUAAGGAGAGUCAGGUGAAGGGUCACAUCACACAGCUGGAUCUGCUGCUGAAAGAAACAGAGUGCAACAGUGAAAGAGCUAAAGAAGAAGCAUUGCACAGUUUUGAGAAAUUAUCUCAUGUCCUGGAAGAGAAGAAAUCUGCAGCUCUUAGGGCAAUUGAGGUUUCUAAGAAUCUAAGGCUGGAGAAAUUGCAAACACAAGCAGAAGAAUAUCAAGGGCUUCUGGAAAAUAAUGGUCUUGUAGGAUAUGCUCAAGAAGUGCUUAAAGAAACUGAUCCAUCUUGUUUUGUUCAAACAGCAAAACAACUUCAUGUCAGAAUCCAAAAAGCUACUGAAUCUCUGAAGAGCUUCAGGCCAGCAGCUGAAACUACUUUUGAAGACUUUGUCGUGGACAUAGCCAAGCAAGAAGAGAUCCUUGGUGACUUGUCCUUCCAUUUCAAUGGUCUAGAAAUACCAGAAAUCAAUGAAGAGCAGAGCAGAAUGUACAACAAAGCUCUUAUUAGUUGGGAAUGCCCUGGGAAGACAGAUUCAGCUGAUAUCUAUGUUCUUGAGUAUCAGAAGCUUAAUAGAGAAGGGGAGAGCGCAACGUGGCAGGAGAUAGAAGUUUGCAGCAAGAGGAAAGUAAUAUCUGAUCUUGAUGAAGACAGCAGCUAUGCCUUUAGAGUUCGAGGAUAUAAAGGGUCCAUCUGUAGCCCUUGGAGCCGAGAAGUUAUUUUACAUACACCUCCAGCUCCAGUCUUCAGUUUUCUUUUUGAUGACAAAUGUGGGUAUAACAGUGAACAUCUCCUUCUGAACCCAAGAAGAACCUCUGUGGAAAGCAGGGCUGGAUUUCCUCUACUGUUGGCAUCUGAACGCAUGCAGGUUGGAUGCUACACAACCCUGGAUUACAUCAUUGGUGACACUGGGAUUGCCAAAGGGAAGCACUUCUGGGCUUUUCGUGUGGAAGCCUAUUCAUACCUGGUGAAAGUGGGAGUUGUUUCUAGCAACAAGAUACAGAAGUUGUUCCAUAAUACCCAUGAUGUGACAAGCCCAAGAUACGAACAAGACAGUGGCCAUGACAGUGGGAGUGAAGAUGCCUUCUUUGACUCAUCACAGCCUUUCACACUGGUCACACUGGGCAUGAAGAAGUUCUUUAUCCCCACCACACCUACUGCCCCCAAGGAUCCAGAGAGCAGAAUCCUUCCCCUGCCAUCACACUUGGGCAUCUGCCUUGAUUGUGACAAAGGCAAGGUGGGGUUUUACGACGCAGGCCUUAUGAAAUGCCUUUAUGAGUGUGAGGUGGACUGCUCUGGCAUAAUGUACCCAGCGUUUGCCUUAAUGGGUGGCGCAGCAGUUCAUCUUCAGGAGGCCAUCACAGCAAAGUACGGCGAGUACCAUGAUGACAUCUAG
Messenger RNA from Chaetura pelagica (chimney swift), 2136 nucleotides. It is a transcript of the gene TRIM36, whose product is annotated as tripartite motif containing 36. The coding region runs from base 1 to 2136 and encodes 711 amino acids. The transcript is spliced from 9 exons. NCBI's taxonomy places the organism in Eukaryota, Metazoa, Chordata, Aves, Apodiformes, Apodidae. The record is from RefSeq and is a predicted model, not a curated record. Gene Ontology annotation, molecular function: protein binding; zinc ion binding.